Messenger RNA from Nerophis ophidion (straightnose pipefish), 28700 nucleotides. RefSeq names its product dystonin (gene dst). Gene Ontology annotation, biological process: cytoplasmic microtubule organization; intermediate filament cytoskeleton organization; hemidesmosome assembly. Gene Ontology annotation, cellular component: cytoplasm; membrane; intermediate filament. NCBI's taxonomy places the organism in Eukaryota, Metazoa, Chordata, Actinopteri, Syngnathiformes, Syngnathidae. The record is from RefSeq and is a predicted model, not a curated record. Bases 39 to 28109 code for a protein of 9356 amino acids. The transcript is spliced from 103 exons. Gene Ontology annotation, molecular function: calcium ion binding; structural molecule activity; microtubule binding.
GUCUUUAGCGGCUCAAGCUGCAGCCUCGUCUCCGCUCGAUGAUGAUCGCUGCCGUGUUUCUGGUCCUCCUCAGGCCGCUCAGCAUCCAGUGCGUGCUGCUGUUGCUCCUGCUCUUGCUGGGGACUGUUGCCACGAUUGUGUUUGUCUGCAACUGGCAUCGCAACCUUGCCGGCGGGAAGCAUCCCAUCAAAUCGGUGCUGUCAGGACGCGCCAAGAGCCGCGUGGGUCUUCGAACGCAUCAUUUUCGUUCAGAGGGCUUCAGACACAGUCCACGUCACGCCAAGAGGAGCACACAGCAUGCUCGGGUGACAGAGGAAAAGUCCAACCUGGUUGAGGUCCCCAGGAGUGAGCCCGAGUCCUCAUCGACUCUAAGGAAGCGCAAAGUGAAGAAGCGGGUCCUGCCGGAGUUUUACCAGUCUGUGCAAGUCACUCCAACACGCAAACCUAGCUCAGGUUCGGGGAACCAUUCCCUCCACUGCUCCAUGUCUUCCUCCGCGGAUUUGUCCGAAGAUGAAGAUUACAGCUUCAAAUCGGGGUCGGCAUCACCGGCACCGGGCGACACUCUGCCGUGGAAUCUGCCCAGACAUGAGAGGUCCAAGCGGAAGAUACAGGGAGGGUCCGUGCUGGAUCCAGCGGAGAGAGCUGUGCUCAGGAUUGCAGAUGAAAGAGACAGAGUGCAAAAGAAGACGUUCACAAAAUGGAUCAACCAGCACCUGAUGAAGGUACGGAAGCAUAUAAAUAACCUGUAUGAAGACUUGAGAGAUGGACAUAACUUGAUCUCUCUGCUGGAGGUCUUGUCUGGCGACACAUUGCCUCGGGAGAGAGGAAGGAUGCGCUUCCACAGGCUCCAGAAUGUACAAAUUGCGCUGGAUUAUUUAAAGAGACGACAGGUCAAACUUGUAAAUAUCAGGAAUGAUGACAUCACAGAUGGCAACCCCAAACUGACCCUGGGAUUGAUCUGGACCAUAAUAUUGCACUUUCAGAUCUCGGAGAUUCACGUCACGGGCGAGUCCGACCACAUGACGGCAAAGGAGAGAUUGCUGCUCUGGUCCAAGCAGCUAACAGACGGCUAUGUCGGCGUACGAUGUGACAAUUUUACGACAUCCUGGAGAGACGGGAGGCUCUUCAACGCCAUUAUUCAUAAAUACAGACCCGACCUAGUUGACAUGAGCCGGGUGUCCACACAGACCAACCGCUCCAACUUAGAGAAUGCCUUUGGUGUGGCUGAGCAACUUGGGGUGGCCAGACUGCUGGACCCUGAGGACGUAGAUGUUCAGUCUCCUGAUGAAAAGUCCGUCAUCACGUAUGUCUCAACCCUCUAUGACGCCUUCCCUAAAAUACCUGAUGGCGGAGAAGGAGUCAGCCCCAAUGAUGUUGAUAUCAAAUGGGUGGAAUACCAGAACAUGAUCAAAUACCUCACCCAGUGGAUCAAACACAAUGUAGCUGUGAUGUCUGAUAGAUCAUUCCCCAACAAUCCUGCUGAACUUAAGGCACUUUACACACAAUACCUGCAAUUCAAAGAACGCGAGAUCCCGCUGAAAGAAAACGAGAAGACAAAAAUCAAAGAUCUCUACAAAAUGCUCGAGGUAUGGAUCGAGUUUGGACGUAUUCAGUUACUGCCGGGUCAUCACCCCAACGACGUGGAGAAGGAGUGGGGAAAACUGAUUGUUGCCAUGCUGGAAAGAGAGAAGAGCCUGAGGCCUGAGGUGGAAAGGCUUGAAAUGCUGCAGCAGCUUGCAAACAGAGUUCAACGAGACUGUGUUCAAGGUGAAGACAGGCUCACGUUGGCUCGAAGUUCCCUGCAAUUGGAUGUUAAACGUCUUGAGUCUGGCAUUCAGUUCCAACAUGAAGGCGAGAUUGCUGGCUACCUGUUGGAGUGCGAGAAUAUCCUCAGACAACAAGUGGUGGACAUCCAGGUCCUUCUCGAUGGCAAAUUUCCUUUCACAAAUCAACUAGUUCAAAGGGUAUCAAACCUACGGGAUGAUCUCCUAUCCCUGAGAACGCAGUAUGCUUCCGUGUACAGCAAAGGGCGCAUGUUAACAACAGAACAGACCAAAAAGAUGAUCUCAGGCAUCACCCAGAGCCUGAAUUCUGAUUUUUCCCAGAACAGUUCCACAUUCAACUCGAGCCUUACCCCGGGUGCUUCAGAGCAGACUUACAUUAGUAGCAGACAUGGGACACACAUGCAGAUCCCCAAACCCUCAAUAAAGUCCUCACUGGCUGACUCCAGUUUGACUGAAGAAGAAGUGAACAUGAAAUAUAUUCAGGACCUGUUGAACUGGGUGGAAGAGAUGCAGUUACAAUUGGAUCGCUCGGAGUGGGGAUCAGACCUGCCAAGCGUGGACGCACAUUUAGAUAACCACAAAACCGUACACAGAGCCAUCGACGAAUUUCAGACGAGUCUUAAAGAGGCCAGACUCAGCGAGAUUCAGAUGAAUCCACCCUUGAAACUUGCCUAUUCCGAAAAACUCAGCAGUUUAGAGAAGCAGUAUGACAAACUACUGAGCUGUUCAAGAGAUCGUCAAAACUCCUUGGAGAGCCUGCAGGACUUUGUGUCGCGGGCAACCCGUGAGCUCAUCUGGCUCAAUGAGAAGGAGGAAGAGGAGGUGGCGUUUGACUGGAGCGAUCGCAACAGCAACGUGUCCAAGAAAAGAGAUUACCACGCUGAUCUGAUGAAAGAGCUGGAAGAAAAGGAGGAAGUCAUCAAGUCCGUGCAGGACUUGGCAGAGCGUCUUCUUUUAAGGAACCACCCAGCCAGGCUGACUAUUGAAGCGUACAGAGCUGCCAUGCAAACACAAUGGAGCUGGAUCCUGCAGCUGUGCUCGUGUGUGGAGCAGCACCUUAAAGAGAACGCUGUUUACUUUGAGUUUUUCAGUGACGCCAAAGAAUCCAUGGACUUCCUUAAGAGCUUACAAGACUCCAUUCAGAGAAAGUACAGCUGCGACAGAACCAGCAGCCUGCAUCGACUGGAGGAUCUCAUUCAGGAAUCUAUGGAGGAGAAAGAGCAGCUUCUUCAGUAUCGCAACACGGUUGCAGGGCUGAUGGGGAGGGCCAAAAAUAUCGUGCAGCUCAAACCCAGGAACCCUGACUGGCCUUUAAGAUCCUCCAUUCCUGUGAAAGCCAUCUGUGAUUAUAGACAGAUAGAGAUCACCAUUUAUAGAGACGACGAGUGCGUGCUGGCCAACAACGCUCACCGAGCCAAGUGGAAAGUCAUCAACCCCGCAGGCAAUGAGGCCAUGGUGCCGUCCGUCUGUUUCACUGUGCCUCCCCCCAACAAAGAGGCCAUCGAUAUGGCUUUGAAAACGGAGCAGUUAUACCAGAAUGUGCUGGCGCUCUGGCAUCACUCCCACAUUAACAUGAAGAGUGUGGUGUCUUGGCAUUGUCUCAUAGAUGAUAUAAAAGCCAUCCGCCAUUGGAAUGUAGCUUCUUUCAAGACCAUGCUGCCAGGUGAGCAUGAGCAGGUCAUGAGCAACCUGCAGUCUCAUUUUAACGAGUUCCUGGAAGACUGCGAGGAGUCUGAGUUGUUCACCGUGGCGGACUGCGCUCAACUGGAGAGGGAUGUUGUAGCCUGCAAGGAGUACUACCAAGAACUUCUCAAAUCUGCAGAAAGAGAGGAACACGAGGAGUCUUUGUACAAUAGUUACAUCUCAGAAAUACGCAACUUUCGGAUGCGUCUGGAGGCCCACGAAGAACACAUGAUCAAGCAAAUCCGUACUCCACUGGAGAGAGAUGACCUGGACAAGAGUCUCCAGCGCAUCACUGAACAAGAGAAGAAGAUGGUCGAGCUGAUUAAAUUGAAGCAGGACCUGGAUGCCAUAAAGGACAAGUGCGAGGUGUUCCUCAGACAAGCUGUUGGCUUUUCAUCAGCGUCGACUCUCUCUUCUGAGCUCAGCGGCGUGGUUCAGAGCAUGAGCCAGGUCGACUCUAUGUCUUCUAUUCACAUUAACAAACUGAAGACUCUAAGUUUGGUGGUGAAGCACAGCCAGAAUGCAGAGGCUUUAGUAAAGGCCUACGAAUCCAAACUCCUCGAAGAAGAUGAAAUAAACUAUGACCUUCAAUCCAUUGAAACAGUCAUUACCACUCUCAAGCAAUGGAGGACAGAGAUUGAUGAAAAACAGGAAGUGUUCCACCAAAUGGAGGACGAACUGCUGAAAGCGCGGCUCAUCAGCGAUCGCAUGUUUAAGGCCCACAACGAGCGGGACUUUGACCUGGACUGGCACAAGGAGAAGGCCGAUCAACUGAAUGAGAGAUGGCAAAACGUUCACUCCCAGAUUGAUAAUCGACUCAAGGACCUGGAUGGUAUCAGCCAAUAUCUGAAGCAUUACAAAGACUCCUACAGCAGUCUUGACGAAUGGGUUCAAGAAGUGGAAGCAGAGCAGCAGAAGGCUCAAGAAAACAAACCAGAAGAUAGCAAGGCUCUCGCCGAAGUGUUGAACAAACAAAAGGUUCUUGUUGCUGAAAUUGAACAAAAGCAGUGUGAGAUUGAUGACUGUCAGAAGUACUCAGAGCAGUGCUCAUCUUCCAUCAAGGAUCUCGAGCUGCAUCUGAUGACCUUCAGAGCGAUGGUUGACUCUCAACACAAAUCACCUCUAAAGAAACGCAAGAUGCAGACUUCCUCUGAUGCCAUCCAGCAGGAGUUUAUGGAUCUUCGCACCCGCUACACAGCCCUUGUGACUCUCAUGACCCAGUACGUGAAGUUUGCAAGUGAAAACUUGAAGAGAACGGAAGACGAGGAGAGAUCUGUUGAGGAGGAGAAGCGAGAGCAUGGUGAUAAAGUUAGCAAACUGUUAGGUUGGAUGUCUAAUGUGAAACACAACCCGAGCAAUGAGGGGAAUUCUUUGAAAGAUAGCAAUGCCAACUCUGAUGCUUCAAAUAAACAUCAGGUGUCUGUUGAAGAAAUGGCAGCAAAGAAGGAGCAGAUAGCAGAAGCGCUGAGGGCCACAGAAAUGAUGCUGAACAAACACAGUGAAAAGAUGACAGAAGAGGAGAGAGGAAAGGCCCAGGAACAGUUGAAGGAACUAAGUCAGGCCUACAGUGAACUAUCCCAGCGUAGUUCUGAUCAGCUUGCUGCUGCAGAUGAGGCCGUGAAAUCUACCAUUAGCUGGAUUUGGACCCAAGGAACAGACCCUCUUCAGACCUUGAACCUCUCAAAGUCUGAGCAUUCUCUGUACAUGGACGAUUCUCUCAUACCGGAUCCUGAGUCCAUCAUGGAGAGCAAGUGCUUACAGAGUUCACAUGUGACUUCUGUGUCCAUCUCUGACUUUGCGGCAGCAGCAAGGGAAGCAGAUGACCUGGUCGUGAAGAUAAUUGCGGUCAACCAGGACAGGGAUGGACUAAAUGUGGCCUACUCAGGACAUAUAGUGACCCUGGACAGGGCGUUUCAGGAGGGAUUCAUUCCUGCUUCUGUGUAUGUGAAAAUCAUUCAGAGGCAUAAGACCUGCCAGAAAGUGAUGGGCAAUCACUCCACUGGAAAUGAAUCAAACUUAGAGGCACUGCAGGUUAAUAAACUAAUGUUAAAGUGUCUAAGUGAGGAUAAAUCACUGACACCAGAGCGGAAUGUUCAGGUCUUGACAUCCGUCUCUAGUGAUCCCACUCAAGAAGAGCAUAUUGCAACUGCAACACAAGGAGUUUUGGCCCACACUGGAAGCAAUGGUGAAGGACUGAAGGUGGAUGCGGAAGUUCAGUGUGAUCUAAUGAGAUUUAGCAGUACACUAAUCGUGCUCGGGAAUGGGCAUCACUUUAUAGGCCUUGCCUUGCCUCGGCCCACUGAAUCUCACUUUUGCUCCACAUCAUCGCAUCACAAUGAGCGAACUUUCACUGAUGUAUGCGACCGCGGACUUCGAAACAAUGGAUGCAAAAUAGUGGCUUUUUAUAUUCCAGAAAAUUCGCAAGUUGUGGAUGUAAAUUCUGCUGUACAAAACGGGUACAUCGACGUUUACACGGCGGAGGUUUUGAAGUCCAUCGAAAUUCCUAAUGACUUUUUCAAUGCUGAGGACCUCGGUGAGAAGUUUUCUUCUUGGCUCAUGUGUCAAAAAAUUAGAGUUGACGGCUGCAACUCCGCUGAAGAGUCAAAGCAACUGUUUAUUUCCUAUCUGUGGAUCAACAGUUACAUCCACCCAACGUCUCAACAAAGAAUUCUAAUACUCGACAAACAGUUGAGUACAAUUAUCAAGUUUUUUGUAGAAGAUUCUGUAUUUUCUGGACCCGAGGUUGGGGACGUUUCAAAACAGGUGGAGUUAGAGGUUCCAUUCAUAUGCGAGGAAACAGACAAAAUGGUGGUAGAGCCACAGGAUGAAUUUCAUAAGCAUUUUGCCCCUUCGUUCAUUGGACUAGUUGAUAACAACUCAUUUGCAAAGGACUUUUCAUUGGAUGAUAACUCAGAAGAUCCAAUGCAGAAUCUAUGGCAUCAAACCAACACCGACUACACAAUUCAUGAGAGUUUAUAUAUCGCGGAUGGAGACGAUUCAAAUGGAGCUUGCAAUAUUCCAGCUUCCCCAGACAUUCCCUAUGUUGUAGACAGAUUUAAGGCUGAAUCACUACCAGAGGAAUGCAUCCAUCAGUUUGCAGCAGAGUUAAAUGCCGAGUCAUUGUAUAAUCCAUCAAUGAUGAUCGGUGUCACUUCAGCUGACAACAUAUUUAAGGAGAGAAAAUAUCAAGAUGACAGUCUUCAGAAGGACGAAACAUACAUUUUGACUGAGGGAGUUCACUAUGACAUGGAGAUAGAAGCUGAGGAGACAGUCUUUGUUAACCAAGUUAAAGAUGAGGAGGAAACUGUGCUGCAUAGUCUGCCCAUAUCUUCACACAAGAGUCUUGGUCUUAACCCUACAGAGUGUGGCCUGGUCCACUCUGAGUGUGACACUGUUGAUUUUAUUACACUGAAAAAAAGUAAAAAUACACAAAACCCACCAGAUUGGAUGCGGAAGAAUGGGCACCCAGUAGCGGAAGACAACACGAGUGGACAUAUAUCAGAGAUGAAUGAUUUUGUUCAAGAUUUUCCUAUACUACCUUGUGGUCACGAGCCUCUUGGGAUGUCUUGGGAAGUUGAUCAAGUGUGUGUUCAUCACAUUGUCACCAAUAACCCACUGGCUGAUAGUCAGGAUGAAUGCAGUGUUGUAGAAAGUGCUGCUCCUACUAUCCAAUCAUUUCUACCAAGUGUAUUCAAAAGUACUGAUCUAAAAAGUAGCUGUGAGUCUGCCUGUAGCGCUAAUCAGUGUUAUGAAGUUAAGUCAAUGCUCAAUAAUGAUGAUUUAAACAGAGCUGGGUUAGAAGGCAGAGAUGGAAAUAAAUUAUCAUCACUUAGCAAAGCAGUUUUUGAGGAAAGUAUCGUAGAUGAUGUAGAUUCUUCAUCACCAAGAGAUGCAGUCAAGGUUGAAGCACAAGGUUACUAUGUCGUCAACAAAAAAGAUGGAGACAUAAUUGAACAAGUUGUUGGUCCUUCAGAAAACAACUGUAUUGUUCAACCUGAACCCAACAACUUUGUGUACGAUUACCUUGGUGAAAGUCUUCUGCAACAGUCAAAUUCAUCAUGUAUGACAUCUGUUGAUUCUGACAGACUGACACUCACACAUCAUUGGAAAACGAAAAGGUGUGAUCAAGACAAUGUUGAGUAUUGCACUUCAACAUCUGCCAGAGUCUGUCGAGAAUCAACCCUUGCUGGUCCACUGAUCAGUGCAUCAAGUGAUGGUUGGGUGAACACAGGAGAAAGGCAACAAAGAGAAACAAUAAAGUCAGGUUCUGAUUGCACAAACCAACACAAAGAUCAUAUAUUUUUACACGGACAUGCCAUGGAUGUGGAAGGAGAUCCUAAAAUAUAUAUCAACUCAGUGAAUCAACAUGUUGAUCACCAGGUAAAUAUGAUAAAUGAAUGGUGUGAAGGGAGUGAUUCUGCGAGCAAGGCUGAUACAACUGGUGUGGAGGAGACUAUUGCUGCUCAUGAACUUGUGGGAAAAGACGGACUAAACAACACUAAAUCGGUACACCGAGAUAGAAAAGAUCAUGAGCAGCAGCCUAUUAUUCAAGGCUCUAGUGAGGCACCUGGAAUGAAUGAAAAUAGGACUGAUGCCUCAACUGGAAUUAAAGGUGACGAUUCUGAUACCCCAUCUGUAGAUAGGGCUGAUGCUGAUGUUCAAACCACAAAAGCUCAAGAGAGGCCUAUUGAUCCAAAUGAAGAAGUUAAAGAUAAGUGUUAUACCCUAACUGAAAAAAAUGAAAAGGACUCUGACUCUGAAGAGGAUGAAAAUGGGUUUACUAUCCUGACUGGAAACAUUACAUUGGUGUCUGAUACUCUAACUGGGAGAGAUGCAAAAUACUUCGAUGCCCCAUCCAUAAUGGAUACAGAGGAAAUGGAUGCUCUGGCAGAUCAGGCUAAAAUAGAUGGUUAUGCUCUAACAAGAAAAUAUGAAGUAGGGUCCAAAGCCCCAAGUACAAAUGCUGAAGAGGUGUCUCAUACUGCAACUGUAGAAGAUGAAGAAUGCUCUGAUUAUCCAAUUAUAAAAGCAGAAGAAUGGUCUGUUGACCAUUUUGAUGGAGAGAAAGAUUGGUCUUAUGCCCUUAAUAGCAAUGUUAAGGAGGAGUCCGAUACCUCAAGUACAAGAGACGACAUUCAAUCUAUGAUCAAGGAAGAUGGUUCUUAUGCCAAAGUUGAAAGAAGUGAAGAGAGAUGUGAUGUCCAGCCUGAAAAUGAUAAAGACAUGUUUGAUGCCCCACAUUUAAAAGAUAAAGCUGACUCCAAUCUCUCUGGUGUAAAAGUUAAAGAGAGGGCUAAUGUCACACUUGUAAAAGGAAAAGAGAACGCUCUAAAUGAGAAAGAUAAAGAGAAGACUGAUGCUGAAACUAGAGAGGCUCAAGACUGGUCUUAUAGCCUGAGUGGUGCAGAAGAGCUAGAUACGCCAACUAAAAAAUAUGAAAAAGAGUUUGAUGCAUCACCUUUAAGUGAUGAAGAUGAAAAUGAUGCUCUAACUAAAGAAGAUAACGUGCACACUAAUGUUGAAAAGGGAAAAGACAAAGUAGGGAUACAUGUCUCAAAUGGAGAAGCUGAAAACGUGUCUGAUACUGCUUCUGGAAGAGAUGAAGAUCCAUCUAAUGCCUCAAAUGGAGAAGGUGAAGACUCUGAUGCUCUGACUAGACAAAAAGAGCAGUUUUUUGACCAUUCUCGAAGAGAAGAAGAAUGGUCUUAUGGCCUGACGAGUAAUGUUGAAAAGGAAUUUGAUACCUCAACUAGAAGAGUCGACAACUCUCAAACUUUAAGCAAUGCAGAUUGUUCUUAUGCUACAAUUGAAAGAGGUAAAGAGAACGAUGAUGCCCAGCCUGAAAAUAACAAAGACAUGGAUCAUGCCUCUUUUUCCAAAAAUGAAGCUGAUACUAAUCCCUCUGCUACAAAAGUUAAAGAUAAGUCUAAUGUCAUAUUGCUGGAAGGAAGUGAGGAUACUACAAAUAAGAAAAAUAAAGAUGAAAUUAAUGCUCAAUCUGUAGAGGCUCAAAAUUGUUCACUUCAUAGUCUGACUGAAAAUGCUACAGAAGAGUCAGAUACCGCUCCUAGACAAUAUGAAAAUAUGUUUGAUGCCUCACAUGUAAAUAAUCAAGAGGAAAAUGAUGGUUUAACUAACGAAGAUAAAGAGAACAGUGGGGCUCGAACGGGAAAAGACAAAGUAGGGACAACUGACCCAACUGGACAAGCCGAAGUUAUGUCUGAUAUGGCAUCUGGACGAAUUGAAGAUUUAUCUGAUGCCUCAACUGUAGAAGACAAAGAACACACUGGUAGAGAUGAAGAUUGGUCUUCUGUCCUGACUGAUAAUAAUCAGGAGAAGUCUGAUACCUCAACUAGAAAAGUUGACAACUCUCAAACUUUCAGCAAUAAAGAUGGUUACCAUGCUUUAAUUGAAAGAUGUAAUGAGAACUGUGAUGUCCAGCUCGAAAAUUAUGAGGACGUGUCUGACGCCCCACUUCCAACAGAUGAAACCGAUUUUAAUCCCCCUGCUGGAAAAGUAAUAGAAACAUCAAAUGUCGCACUUGUUGAAGGAAAAGAAGGUACUCCAAAUAAGAAAGACAAAGAAGAGGCUCAUGCUCAAACUGGAGAGGCUCAAAACUGGUCUCAUAGCUUGACUGGAAAUGCUGCAGAAGAGUCAAAAACCCAAUCUACAAAAGAUGAAAAAGAGUUUGAUGCCUCAACUGUAAAUUAUAAAGAUAAAAAUAAUGCUUUUACUAAACAAGACGACAGAGAAACCGAUGCUCAAAAGGGGAAAGACAAAGUAGGGAAAAAUGACCCAACUGGACAAGCUGAAGAGGUGUCAUCUGAAAGAGAUGAAAAGGGGUGUGAUGCCUCAAUUGUUAAAGAUAAAACAUACUUUGAUGCCUUAACUACAGAAGAAGAAGAGUACUCUGACGCUCAAACUAGAAAAGAUAAAGAGGGGUCUCAUGCCACAGCUGAAAGAGAUAGAGAGAACUGUGAUGUCGAGACUGAAACUGAUAAAGAGGGAUAUGAUAUUUUAAAGUAUGAGGAAGAGUAUUACCCUGCAGCUGGAAUAGUUAACCAGGAGUCUGGAGUAAAAGGAAAAGAGGAUACUGGCGGUCCAAUCAAAAACGAUGCCAAUGAACCUGAUGCCUCAACUGUGAAAGAUAAAAAAGGCACUGGAAGAGAUGAAGAUUGGUCUUCUGCCCUGACUGGUAAUAAUCAGGAGAAGUCUGAUACCUCAACUAGAAAAGUUGACAACUCUCAAACUUUAAGCAAUGGAGAUGGUUCCCAUGCUUUAAUUGAAAGAUGUAAUGAGAACUGUGAUGUCCAGCUCAAAAAUGAUGAAGUCGCGUCUGACGCCCCACUUCCAACAGAUGAAACCAAUUUUAAUCCCCCUGCUGGAAAAGUAAUAGAAACAUCAAAUGUUGCACUUGUUGAAGGAAAAGAAGAUACUCCAAAUAAGAAAGACAAAGAAGAGGCUCAUGCUCAAACUGGAGAGGCUCAAAACUGGUCUCAUAGCCUGACUGGAAAUGCUGCAGAAGAGUCAAAAACCCCAUCUAGAAAAUAUGAAAAAGAGUUUGAUGCCUCAACUGUAAAUGAUAAAGAUGAAAAUAAUGCUUUUACUAAACAAGAAGACAGAGAAACCGAUGCUCAAAAGGGGAAAAACAAAGUAGGGAAAAAUGACCCAACUGGACAAGCUGAAGAGGUGUCAUCUGAAAGAAAUGAAAAGUGGUGUGAUGCCUCAAUUGUUAAAGAUAAAACAUACUUUGAUGCCUUAGCUACAAAAGAUGAAGAGUACUCUGAUGCUCAAACUAGAAAAGAUAAAGAGGUGUCUCAUGCCACAGUUGAAAGAGAUAGAGAGAACUGUAAUGUCGAGACUGAAAAUGAUGAAGAGGGAUCUGAUAUUUUAAAGUAUGAGGAAGAGUAUUACCCUGCAGCUGGAAUAGUUAACCAGGAGUCUGAAGUAAAAGGAAAAGAUGAUACUGGUGGUCCAAUUAAAAUCGAUGACAAUAAAACUGAUGCCUCAACUGUAAAAGAUAAAAAAGACACUGGAAGAGAUGAAGAUUGGUCUUCUGCCCUGACUGGUAAUAAUCAGGAGAAGUCUGAUACCUCAACUAGAAAAAUUGACAACUCUCAAACUUUAAGCAAUGAAAAUGGUUCCCAUGCUUUAAUUGAAAGAUGUAAUGAGAACUGUGAUGUCAAACUCAAACAUGGUGAAGACGUGUCUGACGCCCCACUUCCAAGAGAUGAAACCAAUUUUAAUCCCCUUGCUGGAAAAGUAAUAGAAACAUCAAAUGUCGCACUUGUUGAAGGAAAAGAAGAUACUCCAAAUAAGAAAGACAAAGAAGAGGCUCAUGCUCAAACUGGAGAGGCUCAAAACUGGUCUCAUAGCUUGACUGGAAAUGCUGCAGAAGAGUCAAAAACCCCAUCUACAAAAGAUGAAAAAGAGUUUGAUGCCUCAACUGUAAAUGAUAAAGAUAAAAAUAAUGAUUUUACUAAACAAGACGACAGAGAAACCGAUGCUCAAAAGGGGAAAGACAAAGUAGGAAAAAAUGACCCAACUGGACAAGCUGAAGAGGUGUCAUCUGAAAAAGAUGAAAAGGGGUGUGAUGCCUCAAUUGUUAAAGAUAAAACAUACUUUGAUGCCUUAACUACAGAAGAUGAAGAGUACUCUGACGCUCAAUCUAGAAAAGAUAAAGAGGCAUCUCAUGCCACAGUUGAAAGAGAUAGAGAGAACUGUGAUGUCGAGACUGAAACUGAUGAAGUGGGAUCUGAUAUUUUAAAGUAUGAGGAAGAGUAUUACCCAGCAGCUGGAAUAGUUAACCAGGAGUCUGGAGUAAAAGGAAAAGAGGACACUGGUGGUCCAAUCAAAAACGAUGCCAAUGAAACUGAUUCCUCAACUGUAAAAGAUAAAAAAGACACUGGAAGAGAUGAAAAUUGGUCUUCUGCCCUGACUGGUAAUAAUCAGGAGAAGUCUGAUACCUCAACUAGAAAAGUUGACAACUCUCAAACUUUAAGCAAUGAAGAUGGUUCCCAUGCUUUAAUUGAAAGAUGUAAUGAGAACUGUGAUGUCAAACUCAAACAUGGUGAAGACGUGUCUGACGCCCCACUUCCAAGAGAUGAAACCGAUUUUAAUCCCCUUGCUGGAAAAGUAACAGAAACAUCAAAUGUCGCACUUGUUGAAGGAAAAGAAGAUACUCCAAAUAAGAAAGACAAAGAAGAGUCUCAUGCUCAAACUGGAGAGGCUACAGCUGGAAUAAUUAACCAAGAGUCAGAAGUAGAAGAAAAACAGAAUACUAGUGGUCCAAUUAAAAACGAUGACAAUGAAUCUAAUGCUCCGACUGGAGAGGAUGAAGAGUGGUUUGUGGUUGCAAAAGAGUCAGAUAUACCACCGAGAAAUGAUGCAACAUAUUUUGAUACCCUACCUAUAAAAGAUAAGGCAAGCACCGAUUCUCCAGCAAAAAAAUACGAGAUCGAGUGUUGUUUUCCAUCUGGAAAAGCUAGAGAAGUUGUUGAUGCAACAAUUACAGAAAAUAAACAAGAAUCUGAUAUUCAAACAAGAAAAGUUAAAGACGGAUAUGUUGACCCAUCUGAAAAAGAUGAACCGCUGUUCAAUACUUUGCCAAUAAAAUAUGAAGAGUGGUCUGACUCCCAAGCUGAAAACGUUAAAAAGAUGUCUGAUAACCUAACAAAAAAAGAUCAAGAAGAUUCUCAUGCCCCCAGCACAAAGCAGGACAAGGAUUCUGACGCUCUAGUUGGAGAAGAUGAAGAGUUGUCUAAUACCAUGACUGAACACUGUGCUGGGGAGUCCAAUACACUAACUAGAAACAAUGGCAAAUACUUUGGUACCCCACCUGUAAAUAAUCAAGCAAAAACGCCAACUAAAAAAGAUCGAGAGGAGUUUGAUGAUCCCAAUUAUGAAAAUAAGGAAAACACUGACACUCAAAUCAGAAAAUAUGAAGACUGGUCCGCUGCUGAUGAAAACGAGCCAGAUUCCUUGCUUUUAAAAGAACACGAUUGGUCUGAUACCCAAAUUGGAAAUGUUGCUGAAGGGAUUAAUACCACAAUUGGAAGCGCUAAGGAUUGCACAGAUGCCUCAAUCAUAAAAACUGGAGAUGGUUCUUAUGGCCCACCGAUAGAAUUUGAAGAAGACUGGUCUAAUGGUAGAACUCUGCAGCAUAAAGAAGGAUCUAAUAUUCCAGCUGAAAAUGUUGAGGAUGUGUUUUAUAUCUCAAGUAGAAGAGAUGAAGAAGUCAGUGGCGCUGCACCUACACAAGACAAAGAGUGGACUGAUGCUACAAUUGGACAAAAUGAAGAGAUGUCUGAUUCCCCAGGUAGAAACAUUGCAUUGGGAUCUAAUACGCCAAAGAGAAUAGAUGAACUAACGAAAGAUGAAGAGUGCUAUGAUAUCAAUGAUGGUAAUGUUGUAAAAGAGUCUGAUACCCAAAAUAGAAUAGAUAAAAAAGAUCCUGAUGUACCAACCAUAAAAGAAAAAGUUGAGUCUGUUUCCCCAACUAAGAACAAUGAAAUAGACUUUAACCCUUCAACCAGUAAAGAGGAGUUCAAUACCCUCCUUGGCAAAGAUAAAGGCCCUGAAAAUGAGCCUAAUACUUCACUGCGGAAAGAUGAGAGUUCUAGUGACCAUACUAGAAAAGAAGGAAAUAAUGUUGCACCUGUAAAAGAUAUGGAGAAGUCUGAUACUCUGACUAGAAACCUUGCCAAAGAGUCCAACCCCCCAACUAGAAGAUAUGAAAAAGACUCAGAUGAUCAAUGUAUAAAGGAGGAAGAAGGGUGUGAAUUCUCAACUAGAAAAGAUGAACAGGGACCUAAUGCUACAUUUGGAUCAGACACGGUGAUUGGAAACAUUGUGAAAGAUGCCCCAACUAGAGGAGAAGCGAAAUACGUUGAUGUACCACCUGCAAAAGUUGCAAAUCAGUCUGAUACCCAAACUGCAAAAGACGAAGGGGACUCUGACAUUCAAACUAGAAAUGAUGGAGAUGAGUGUGAUGGCCCGACAGGAGGAGUUGACAAGGUUUUUGGUGUUACAUGUGGAACAGAUAAAGAUAAGUAUUUUUCUAAACUUGUGAAAGAUGAAGACAACUUGAAUGCCUUACCUGGUAAAGUUAAGGUUGAGUCAUAUACCCCAUUUUUAAAAGAUGAAGAGUGGUCUGAUGGCCCUAAUGGAAGCAGUAGGGAAGACUGCAGCUCUAGAGAUGACGAAGAGAAGUCCGAUGACCCCACUGAAGUUAACGACAAGGUGUUUGAUACUCGAAGCAGAGCAGUUAAGGAUACAUUUUAUUCCCUACUUGUAAAAAAUGAAGAGGAUUCCAAUUCCUCAUCUGGAAAACUUGAGGUGGUGUCUGAUACCUCAUUCAGAAAAUAUGAAGAGGGGUCUGACAACCCAAUGUCUGUUACCCCAAUUCUAACAGUUAGGGGGUUUGAUGCUGCUCGAAUAAAAGAAGAAAACAGGACUGAUUCUCCAGAUGAAGGAGUUGAAGUACGGUCUGAUACAGCAAGUGGAACAUGUGAGGAGAACUACCUUCUACCUGUAAAGGAAAAUUCAUAUAGUCCAACCAGGAAGAAUGACAAGAAGUCUGAUACUUUUCUUGGGAAAAAUAAAGAGGAGUCUGAUGCUCCAACUAUCCAGCAACAGCUUUUGCAGGUACUCCAGAGGGUCUCCUCAGGCCACAACAUCACUGUGCUCCAGGAAGUGAUGGAUACCCUACAAAGUGCUCUUGUGGGUGACACCCACGCCUUGGAAAGCAUCAAGGAGGAGAGCUCAGAGGACACUGAGCUGACACAAUUACCUUCUCAGGCCUUUGUCAGCAAUACGGAGGAGCUCUCCUCCGUCCAGGAUUACCUGGAGUGUGUUGGUAAACUCCAAGAUCAUGCCGAUGUUUUACAUGAUGUCAAAAAAGACCUUUUAACUCUGGAAACAAGUGGUGGCAACGUGGAGGAAUUACAGAUCCAAAUAGAGGAGUUUCAGGCCCUAGGAUCCCAAAUUUCAAUUCUAUCUAGUGUUUUGACAGCAGACAUGGAAAAAGCCAAACUUCUCCUAGAUGCUGCUGAUGGCAACAUCCCCACACAAAUUUAUCAGGAUCUGGCUACAAUUUACGUGGAUUUGGAGCACGAGUUCACUGUCGUUGCCCAAAUGCAUGGCGAAAUGAGUCAAUCGUUGUUUCAAGCAACGGAAACUAGAAAGGCACAUUUGGGAUCAACGUACCAGCAGCAUCUCGCUGAUCUUGAAGGUCUAGCAGACCUCGUCCAAAAAAACUUGGACAUGGGGGAUGUGGAUUGCAAUGUAUGUGAUGUGGAAGAACUGAGAUGUUGGCUACAAAAAAGCAAGGAAGCCGAACGGUGUCUACACCAGGAGGCCAAGCUCAAACUGGACGACGUCACAUUUGAUAUCCAGAGUUUUAUUUCCGAGCACGCUCUCUUCUUGAGUCCGGCUCAGAGCCGCUGCCUCCUUAGGCUCCUCAGCAGCACCCAGCGAGCCUUUAGGGACCAGAAGGACAGACUUGUGGCCUUGAGGUGCACCUUAGAUGUCCUGUUGCUCACCAAGGAAAGGGAAGAGCAGGAGAAGUCCCUUUUGGCGAGGCAGCAAGAGAUUGCAGACAAGCUGGAGGAAGUGUGUGACGGUCUCACUUUGACUGAGAACCGUCUGAUUGGUCACCAGCAGCAGGCCGACAGUGCAGAGUGCGUGGCAGACCUGCAGCAGUACCAGCAGGAGCAUCAGGCUUUGCAAAAAGACGUUUUGACAAAUGCCAGCGCUUUGAAUGAGGUCAUCACCGGCACAAAAAGGUUUCUGGAGGAAAACCGGGCCAACCUGACGACGGAUCAAAUCGCCUCGAUUGAAACCAAGUUGGAUGAAGCUGAAAGCAAGGCCAAGCUGAUCCACCAGCGAGCGGAGGAAUCCAGGAAGGACUUAGAGAAGGUUGUUACCACAGCCAUAAAACAGGAAAGUGAAAAGGCUGCAGCUGUCGAGCGACUCGAGGAAAGUAAAAACAAAAUAGAAGGUCUACUGGAGUGGAUGUCCAACAUCGGCAAUGAAAAUGAGCGGAGAGCUAUUGAUCAGACUGACUUUAUAAGCAAAGAGAACGGAAACCUGCCAGAAGAGACAUCCGAGAAGUUACGGAAAGGAGAGAGGGAUGAUGCUAAUGGGAACAGUCUGCAACGCAGUGAAAGUGACUUUGAUGGGAAGAAGGAGGCCAGCAUGGAUGUUGACAAACAGUAUGAAAGAUUGAAGGCUCGCCAUCAGGAGAUUCUGUCCCAGCAGCAGGAUUUAAUCGUGGCCACCCAGUCGGCCCAGGCCCUCUUGGACAAGCAAGCCAAUGUUUUGUCUCCAAAUGAGAAGGAAAAACUGCAGAAGAACAUCCUGGAACUUAAGGGUCGCUAUGACGCCUCCCUGACCCAGGCUGAGCAGCAGAUGAAGCAGAUGCAGAGCGUCCAGGAGGAACUGAAGAAAUUUCAGGACGAUUGCGCGGAGUUUGAGGACUGGUUAGCGCAGGCUGAGGGCGAGAUGGAACAACUGAGCGCCUCUGAGUGCUCACUGAAAAUCCUCAACGAUAAACUCCUCCGACAGAAGAGCUUCUCUGAGGAUGUCAUCUCUCACAAGGGGGACCUUCGUUUUAUUACCAUUUCGGGCCAGAAGGUACUGGAUGUGGCCAAAGCCUGUGGAGUAUCUGACCCAAUGUCUAAAAACGGCCAGAUGCAAGUGGACACUUCAGGAACCUGCUCUGCGGUCAAGGAUAAACUGGACUCUGCAGCCAGUCGAUACAAGACUCUACACUUGCAGUGCAAUCAGCUCGGCAACAACCUCAGAGAUGUUGUUGACAAGUACAAGCGGUAUGACGACUCCAGCACGGGCCUCGUGAAGUGGCUCGGGAGCUCCGAGGAGGAGGCCAGGAAGCAGCAGUCAGAAGCCAUCUCAGCCGAGCCACAAAUUCUGCAGAAACAGUUGGAGGACACCAAGGCUUUGCAAGGGGAAAUGAGCGGGCAUCAAACCGCUAUUGACACGCUACGCAAAACAGCUGAGUCCUUGGUCACAUCUGAAGGGAACCUGCUGCGCAACUUAGAUGAGAUCCAGGAGACAGUAGAUGACAUAGUAGAGCGCUAUGACAACCUGUCCAAGUCCGUGAGUGAUCGCAAUGAGAAACUGCAGAUCACUUUGACCCGCUCCAUGAGUGUCCAGGAUGGACUGGAUGAGAUGAUGGGUUGGAUGAAGGGAGUUGAGGCCAGUGUGGAAGAGAAUGGACAAAUUCCACUGGACUCUGCAUCUAUCAAAGACAUGCUCAGCAAAGAAGCAGCCAUAGAGCAGGACAUAGCAAGUCGCCAGAGCAGCAUCUCAGCCAUGAAAUCCAAAGUGAAGAAGUUCGUAGAAACUGCCGACCCCUCUGCUGCGGUCCUCCUGCAGUCUAAGAUGGACGCUCUCUCGCAACGCUUCUCAGAUGCCUGCGACAAGCAUAAACAGAAAGUUUCUCAUCUGGACCAGCUGAAAGACAAAGUGGAGGAAUUCGAGAGCGUUGCAGAUAAAGUCCAACAGUUUGUCCUGAAACGUACCCAAGAUCUGCAUGAGACGGACGGGCCAGGGAAAACCUUCGAAGAACUCUCCGAACUAACACAGAAAACAAAAGCUGAGAUGACUGAACAUUCCAGUGAUUUGGAGAAGUUGCAGACGAUAGCCAAGGAGCUGUGUGAAAUAAGCACCGACGGGAACAGAGCGCAGAUCCAGAGCAAGAUGGACGAUCUGUCGAACAUCUUCAGCACCUUCAAAGACACCGUCAAAGAAAAGGAGGGGGAGGUAUCGUCCUGUAAAGACCUUCUGGGCGAGUUCAGGACGGCAGCCAGUGCUCUCAGCGAGUGGCUGGAGGAGACUAACAAGAAAGUGCCUGUGGCCCAGACAAGUUGCAGUGCUAAAAGUCUGGAGACGGAUCUCCAGCUAAUCACUGGAUUAUUGGAAGAAUGGACGUCCAAAGGCCCUGCUGUGCAGGACUUGAACAACAGGGGAUCAUCACUAUGCAACCACAUCGCUAUCCUCACAUCUCCUGCCAAAGCAAAGAUACCUAAUAAGUCAGCCCUUACUAAUGGUGGUGGUCCAGCGAGCCAUUCGUACUUAACCAAUAAAGAGCUGAUGACAAUUCAGCAAAACAUGUCCUUCGUCAACGAGGGCUACUCCAGUCUGGGUGACGCUCUGAAGAGUCAAGCGGCCCAGCUGAGUGGAGCUGUGCGCGAGCUGAAGGACGCCAAAAAGGAGACGGACAACAUGAUGACGUGGCUGGAGGACAUGAAGAAGACCACAGCAUCUUGGAAAAAUGGAGCCACGGAGAAAGACGCUGUUAAAACUCAGCUUGAACAGCAAAAGGUGUUUGAAGACAACAUGAAGCAGAAGAAAGAUCAGCUUCACAAGCUGAGAGAGAAACUUCUCCACUUAAUUGAAACGCAACCAAACUCCCAGGAGGCAGCCAAAUGGAAGCAGAUGUUAGCAGACAUAGAUGCUGCUUGGGAAGAUAUCAGCGGCUCAGUGGUGGAGAGGAAGCAGCACCUGGAGCAGUCCAACAAGAAUCUGGACAUCCUCCAAACCACUCAGCUGCAGCUCGGCCAGUGGCUGUCGGAGAAGGAGCUGAUGAUGAGUGUCCUUGGGCCCCUCUCCAUUGACCUUAACAUGCUUAAAAUGCAGAAGCAACAAGUCCAGAUCCUCCAAAAUGAGUUCAAAAGCCGAAAGCCUCAGUACGAUCAACUCAACGAAGCUGCUUCUGCCAUCUUAAACUCGUCGGGUAACCAUGACCCCUCGAACAGUAAGCAGGUGAGGGAGCAGCUCACUGCCGUCACUGAGAAGUGGCAAGGUCUUAUGGGACUGCUAGACCGGCGCGAUGACCUCAUCGACCAGGCUGUAGCGAAGACGGGAGAGUUCCAAGACCUGCUUAGCACUCUCAGCCAGACCGUUACUCAGCUUGAUGGUCAGCUUGGCAACCAUCAGGCCUGCAGCACCCAGCCCGAUGCCGUGAAGAAGCGUCUGGAGGACGUCCAUAAUAUCUCGGUUCAGCUGAGAGAGGAGAGGAAGAAGUUGAAGCAGGCUGAGGGCAUUCAUGCAGAGCUCACAGCAAUGGUGACUGAGGACUACCUCAAGGCGGACUUAGCCAGGCAGUUGGAGAGUGUCAGCAAACCUUUCAGGCAGCUGGAAGAGAAAACAGCCAAACAAAUUGAGCAGCUGAACUCGACCUUCGCCAGCUCCCAGCAAUUCCAUCAAACCUCCAAAGACUUCCAGUCAUGGUUGGCUGAGAAGCUGCCGGACCAGUCGAAGCCUCUGCCCAUCUCUGCCAAAGCUGACGUCCUUCAAAAAACGCUGGAUGCGCACAGUAAACUGCAGGAGGCUCUCAGUGAACAGGAGGUCGUGUACAACACAAUAGCAGGGGAAGGGGAGAUGCUUCUGCAGAGUACUGACGGUGCAGAGAAGUUGGCACUGCAGGGGCAACUGUCACUUCUGUCUUCUAACUGGCAGGAAGUAAAGAAGAGCUCAGGGGAGCAGGUUGAGAAACUUAAAGCCUCUCUUCAGAAGGUACAGAAGUUUGAAGAACACAGAGAGAAGCUGAGGCCUUGGGUGUUGGAGUGCGAGGCCAUUGAAGGUCGGAUCAAACUUGCUGUGGAGCCUGCUGCCGUGGAUAACGCUAUCUCGCAAGUGAAAGUUCUCCAGAAGGAUGUGGACAAGCACAGGGGGAUGUUGGAGCAGCUCAACACCGCCGCAGAAAGCCUUCUUGAGGUGGCAAAUACAGACACUGAAGAGAUCAAAGACGAGGCGGCGAACAUCUCUGAAAGGGUGGACAGCGUAUUGGAAGGUCUUCAGAGCAAAAAGGAAUCCUUGGAGAAGAUUUCUCAUGCAGUCAAAGAAUUUAAUGAAGGCUCCAAAGAGGCCAAAGCACAUCUCGAGGGAGCUAAGAAGCUUCUGGCUGCUUAUGAAUCCCAAGGAGUGCAGGGACAAAGCAAUAAGAACUUAACUAACAUGAAAGCCCAACAGAAGAGUCUAGGGGGAGUGCAAAAUCAAGUAGAACACCUGAAAGGCUUGGCAACGUCUCUUGUAGUUGACGUUCCAAACGCUGAGGGAGUGACAGACCUUUUACUUCAAGCAGACAGCAUAGAACAAGAAUACAGCACUCUAAAUAUGAAGCUGGAAGAGACUUGCCAGGUCCUGGAAGGUAAAUUGCAGGGAAUCGGGCAGUUCCAAAACAACAUCCGUGAGAUGUUCACCCGCUUCACAGACCUGGAUGAUGAGUUGGACAGCAUGGCUCCAGUGGACUUGGACUUGCUGGUUCUGAAAGGGCAGCAAGACAGCAUUGAGAGCUUCAUCGUCAAGUUGCAAGAGCUGAUGGUCAACACGGCCAACGCAGGGGAUGGCUGUAAGAGGAUGCUUGAAACUGACGCAUCGCCUGACCUGUUGGGCCUGAAGAGAGACCUAGAUGCUCUGAGUAAGCAGUGUGGCAAGCUCAUGGACCGAGCCAAAGGCAGGGAGCGGCAGGUGCAGAGUACUCUCGUCAAGCGAGAGGAGCUCUGCGGAAAACUCCAGCUGGUGGAUGAUCAACUUUGCAGUGCUGCGAACAAGGAGGCAUCUCAGGGGGCGGUCGGCAUGGAGACAGACAUCAUCAAUCAACAGCUGGAGGCCUUUAAGGCUUUCCAGAAAGAAGAAAUUGAUCCUUUGCAGACACAACUCCAAGACAUCAAUUCCCUCAGUCAUGGGCUGAUCCAGAACGCCGCCAGAGGAACCAACACGAAGAAGCUUGAGGAUGACCUGGAGAAGGUUAACACAAAGUGGAACACGCUCAAUAAAAAGAUUGCCGAGCGCUCGGCCCAGCUGCAUGAAGCCCUGUUGCACUGUGGAAGGUUCCAUGAGGCUUUGGAGUCUCUGCUCGGCUGGUUGACUGACACAGAAGAACUCAUGGCCAAUCAGAAGCCGCCCUCGGCAGAGUUUAAAGUUGUCAAGGCACAGAUACAAGAGCAGAAACUUUUACAGAGACUACUGGAUGACCGAAAGCCCACAGUGGAGUUGAUAAAAAAAGAGGGAGGGAAGGUUGCGGAACUUGCCGAAUCUGUGGACAAGGAAAAGGUUGCAAAGGAGAUCGAAUCAUUGGGGCAGAGGUGGGACACGCUGCUCAAGAAGGCUGAAAACAGGAAUAAGCAACUGCAGAGCAUUUUGGUGGUCACUCAGCAAUUCCACGAGACCUUGGAGCCCCUGUGCGACUGGCUUGCCGCCACAGAGAAACGCCUUUCCAACUCUGAACCAAUCGGCACCGAAACGUCAAAGCUGGAAGAUCAGAUCUCUCAUCAUAAGGCCUUAGAGGAGGCAAUUAUGAGUCGAAGUAAAGACCUGUUUCAGGUCGUUAGUCUGGGUCAAACGCUCAAAGCUGUGAGCUCAGCAGACGACAAGGACUUUGUUCAGUCCAAGCUGGACACCACGCAGGCCGCUUACAUCGAACUGCAGGAACGCUGCAGUAAGAAAGCCGAGAUGCUGCAGCAGGCCCUGGCCAACGCUCAGCUCUUUGGGGAGGACGAGGUGGCGCUCAUGAACUGGCUCAGCGAGGCGCAUGCACGGCUGAGCGAGGUAUCCGUGGAGGACUACCUCAUAGACACCCUUGAAAGGCAGAUGGCAGAACAACGGGCUUUACAAAGUGAUAUUGAAUUGAGAAAAAAGAAUGUAGACCAAGCUCUGUUCAAUGGGAUGGAGCUUUUGAAGCAAACAACAGGUGAUGAGGUGGUUGUUAUCCAAGGAAAACUGGAUGGAAUAAAAACAAAGUAUGCUGAGAUCACUUCCAUGAGCGGCAAUGUUAUGAACACACUGGAGCGUGUUUUGAGUCUCUCCAGCAAGGUGCAGAAUACACAUGAGGAACUGAGUUCCUGGAUGGUGAAGGCCGAGGCUCAGGUUACUUCCUAUAUGGAUCGAGAACCAGUCGGCGAGCAGCUCACUCAGGCCCAAAACAUGCAAAAGGCCUUGCUGAAGGAGACCAAAGACCAAAAAGGUGUAGUCGACAAGUUGAAUGAGUUGAGCGGUUCCCUCCUGGAUCUCAUCCCCUGGCACACCCGAGAAGGUCUUGACAAGCUGGUGACAGAGGACAAUGAGCGUUACCGAGCCAUCUGUGACAGCAUCACUCAGCAGGUCGAACGGAUCAACGCCGACAUACUGAAAUCGCAGCAGUUUGAGCAAGCAGCAGACUCGGAACUAGCCUGGCUGGCUGAUGCUGAGAAGAAGUUGUUGUCCAUGGGGGAGAUCAAACUGGGACAAGAUCAAACCACAGCCCAGCUCCAAGCACAGAAGAUCUUCUCUAUGGACAUCUUGCGGCACAAAGAUGCUGUGGAUGAGAUUGUAAAAACAGGAACGGCCAUGAUGAGUAGCAAAAAGCCAGAGGAAAAAGAGCUCUUAAAGACCAAGACCAAGACUCUCGCGGAGAAGUACGGUGCAGUAAGUCAGCUGAACUCAGAGCGCUCUCUGCAGCUAGAGCGAGCUCAGUCUCUAGCAAGCCAGUUCUGGGAAACCUACGAAGAGUUGUCACCGUGGCUUCAGGAGACCCUAACCACGUUCAACCAGCUACCCCCGCCAGCCAUCGAGUACGAAACUUUGAGACAACAGCAAGAGGAGCUCAGGCAAAUGCGAGAGCUAAUUGCCGAGCACAAGCCACACAUCGACAAGAUGAAUAAGACCGGCCCUCAGUUACUGGAACUGAGCCCAGAAGAAGGGAUACCCAUUAGAGAGAAGUACACCACGGCUGAGCAGCUAUACACACAACUGAAGGCUGAUGUUAAACAGAGAGCUUCUAAUUUGGACGAGGCCAUCUCUAAAUCCACUCAGUUCCAUGAUAAAAUCGACCCCAUGCUAGAAACUCUGGAGCGGAUUGCUGAGCGCCUGCGCCAGCCUCCCUCCAUCUCGGUGGAGGUGGAAAAAAUCAAGGAGCAGAUAACAGAGAAUAAAUCUGUCAGCAUGGACCUGGAGAAACUGCAGCCUUCCUUUGAGACCCUGAAACAACGAGGCCAAGAGAUGAUUGCACGGUCAGAAGGUGCAGACCGGGACUUAUCUGCCAAAGCUGUACAAGAUAAAUUGGACCAGAUGGUCUUCCUGUGGACCGACAUCCAAGCCUUAUUGGAGGAGCGGGAGGCCAAGCUCUUGGACGUGAUGGACCUUGCUGAAAGGUUCUGGUUUGAUCACUGCGCUUUGAUCGUCACCAUUAAGGACAGCCAGGACCUGCUGAGGGAACUGGAGGAGCCUGGAGUAGAUCCCUCGGUUGUCAAGCAGCAGCAGGAGUUUGCGGAGGGAUUUAAGGAGGAGAUUGAUGGACUUCAGGAGGAACUAGAUUCAGUUCGAAACCAGGGAGGUGAGCUCAUGACUGCCUGUGGAGAGCCAGACAAACCUGUUAUAAGGAAAAGUAUUGAUGAGGUGAACUCAGCAUGGGAAAAUCUCGAUAAGACAUGGAAAGAGCGUGUUGAGAAGCUGGAGGAGGCCAUGCAGGCUGCGGUGCAAUUCCAGGAUGGCCUGCAGGGCAUGUUUGACUGGGUGGAUAUCCUGGACAGCAAACUGGACUCCAUGUCACCUGUGGGCACAGACCUGGAAACUGUCAAGCAGCAGAUUGUCGAGCUCAAGGAGUUCAAAGUGGAGGCGUACCACCUUCAGAUUGAGAUGGAGCGUCUGAACCACCAGGCGGGCCUCCUACUGAAGAAGGUGAAGGAGGACGUGGAUCGCUGCACCAUCCAGGAACCAAUGUCCGAGCUCAAGAUGCUCUGGAGUAACCUGGAUGAGAAGAUUAUCGGCCGACAGCAUAAACUGGAGGGAGGCCUUCUUGCCCUGGGCCAGUUCCAGCAUGCACUGGACGAGCUGCUGGCCUGGAUGAGCCACACUGAAGAUAUGCUUAAUGAGCAGAGAAAGACUGGUGGAGACCCCAAAGCCAUUGAGAUCGAACUGGCCAAGCAUCACGUCCUCCAAAUUGACGUAUUGGCUCACAAAUCUACAGUCGAGACGGUGAACAAAGCAGGCAAUGAGCUGGUACAAUCAAGCGCAGGAGAGGAAGCCUCUAGUCUCAGUAGCAAACUUGAAAACCUCAACCAGCGCUGGAAAGCCAUCCUGGAAAAGACUGAACAGAUGAAGCACCAGUUGGAAAGUGCUCUUGUGCAGGCCCAGGGUUUCCAUGGUGAGGUGGACGAUAUGCUGCAAUGGCUGAAAGACACAGAACGUCAGCUGUUGGCAUCAAAGGCUGUAGGAGGCUUACCAGACACGGCCCGCGAGCAGCUUAACGCCCAUCUGGAGUUGUGUUCUGCCUUCGAGGUAAAGGAGGAGCUGUACCAGGAGCUGUUGGCCAAAGGUCAACAGCUGCUCACCCUGACCCCUGAGGGUCCUGACAGCAAUGCAGAGCAGGACCUCGCCAACCUGAAGGACAAGUGGGAAGCAGCAGAGGCCAAAGUUGCUGAAAGGAAGGUGAAACUGGAGGAAGCCUUGACGAUGGCAACCGAUUUCCACAACUCUCUGCAGGAUUUCAUCAACUGGCUGACCCAGGCAGAGCAGACGCUCAACAUGGUGACGCCUGCCUCGCUCAUUCUGGAAACCAUCCUGUUUCAAAUUGAUGAACAUAAGAUGUUUGUGACUGAGGUCAACUCCCACAGGGAUCACAUCAUCGAGCUGGACAAGUCAGGCACUCAUUUGAAGUACUUCAGCCAGAAACAGGAUGUGGUCCUGAUUAAGAACCUGCUGCUCAGCGUGCAAGGCCGCUGGGAGAAGCUGGUGCAGCGCUCUGUGGAGCGAGGGCGUGUGCUCGACGACGCCAGGAAGAGAGCCAAACAGUUCCAUGACAACUGGAAUAAACUGGUGGAAUGGUUGGACGAAUCUGAGAAGACGCUGGACUCUGAGGUGGAAAUCGCCAACGAACCAGACAAAAUCAAGAAACAGCUGUCACAACACAAGGAGUUCCAGAAGGCUUUGGGCAGUAAGCACUCAGUGUAUGACACCACCACACGAACUGGUCGAGCACUCAAGGACAAAACCUCGCUUCACGAUGAUAAUCAGAAACUGGACGACAUGCUGAGCGAGCUGAGAGACAAAUGGGACACUGUUUGUGGCAAGUCCAUAGAGAGGCAAAAUAAGCUGGAAGAGGCGCUACUGUUCUCCGGCCAGUUCACAGAUGCCCUGCAGGCUCUCAUUGACUGGCUCUACAGAGUGGAGCCUCAGCUGGCUGAGGACCAGCCGGUUCACGGUGACAUCGACCUGAUUCUGAACCUGAUAGACAACCACAAGGGUUUCCAGAAGGAGCUGGGAAAGAGGACCGUGAGCGUCCAGGCCCUCAAACGCUCGGCACGGGAUCUGAUCGACAGCAGUCACGAUGACUCCUCCUGGAUCAAAGCCCAGAUGCAGGAGCUGAGCACCCGCUGGGAGACGGUGUGCAACCUCUCAGUGUCCAAGCAGGCACGUCUGGAGCAGGCCCUGUGCCAGGCCGAGGAGUUUCACUCCACGGUUCACAUCCUGCUGGAGUGGUUGGCUGAAGCUGAGCAGAGUUUGCGUUUCCAUGGCAGCCUGCCCGAUGACGAGGAUGCGCUGCGUGCACUGAUUGACCAGCACAAGGAGUUCAUGAAGAACCUGGAGGACAAGCGAGCGGCUCUGAAUAAAGCCACCGGUAUGGGCGAGGCUAUUCUGAACAUCUGCCAUCCUGAUUCCAUCACAACCAUCAAACACUGGAACACAAUCAUUAAAGCUCGGUUUGAAGAGGUGCAAGCCUGGGCCAGGCAGCACCAGCAGCGACUGGCUGCAGCUUUGAGUGAGUUGUUAGCCACUCAGGACCUGCUGGAGAAUCUGCUGACUUGGCUGCAGUGGGCUGAGUCCAACCUGAGUGACAAAGACAAGGAAAUCCUGCCACAGGAGAUCCAGGAAAUCAAAAGCCUUAUAGCAGAACACCAAGCCUUCAUGGAGGAAAUGACCAGGAAGCAACCAGAUGUAGACAAGAUCACAAAAACACACAAGAGGAAGGCUGCUGUGGAACCUCAAAUCCACUCUCAGAUCCCCGUGCUGGACAAAGGAAGAUCCGGAAGAAAACGUUCUCCAACACAAGCCAUGUAUGCGUCAGCGACACAGGCUCCAGUCGAAACCAAAAACCCACGGGUGAACCUGCUGGUCAGUAAGUGGCAGCACGUGUGGUUGCUGGCUCUGGACAGGAGGAGGAAACUCAACGAUGCUUUGGACAGAUUGGAGGAGCUGAAAGAGUUUGCCAACUUUGAUUUCGACGUGUGGCGGAAGCGCUACAUGCGCUGGAUGAACCACAAAAAAUCUCGCGUCAUGGACUUCUUCCGGCGCAUCGACAAAGAUCAGGACGGCAAAGUGACGAGACAGGAAUUCAUCGAGGGCAUCCUCUCAUCCAAGUUCCCAACCAGUCGAUUGGAGAUGAGCGCAGUGGCGGACAUUUUUGACCGGGACGGUGACGGCUAUAUCGACUACUACGAGUUUGUGGCAGCUCUUCAUCCCAACAAGGAGGCCUACAAACCUCUGACGGAUGCAGACAAGAUUGAAGAUGAGGUGACACGCCAAGUGGCCAAAUGCAAAUGCCCGAAACGCUUCCAAGUGGAGCAAAUUGGUGCCAACAAGUACAGGUUUUACCUUGGAAACCAGUUUGGUCUGGUUCACUGCUUACAUGACUCCGUAGUCGCCGAUGAGACAAUAGCAAACAGGGAAAAUCAAAAUCUAACCCCUCACCUGCACGUUGCAGUUGUGGAAAGCUGUAUUCUGUUCGGAGACUCUCAGCAGCUUCGCCUGGUGCGCAUCCUACGCAGCACUGUGAUGGUGCGAGUGGGCGGUGGCUGGAUGGCGUUGGAUGAGUUCCUGGUGAAGAACGACCCUUGUCGAGUUCAUCACCACGGCAGCAAAAUGUUGCGCUCGGAAUCAAACUCGUCGAUUACUCAGUCUCCUCUAGGUUGGCAAAUCUCACAAUUUCUCUCCCUGCUCCAUGAACCCACCAGUAGUGCUAAAGGCAGGACCAACAUGGAGCUGCGAGAGAAGUUCAUGGUCCCUGAAGGCACCACGCAAGUGAUGGCCUGCUUCCGCUACAGAGGCCGUCGCUCUCGACCGUCGUCCAGGGCGGCGUCGCCGAACAGAUCCAUGUCCAGUCAAAGCUGCGCCAUCCCCGCCAACCCGGCAGCCGGCUGCACUCCCAAGACGUGUCAACACAUAAGCCGCAAUUAUGAUAAGCCAUGGCUCACAAACAGCAAACCCUCCACUCCAAUUAAAUCAUCCGACUCCUUCGAGAGCCAUGGUUCGUCCUCAGAGGCGACGCCGGUCCAAGGCAGCAAGCUGCGUCUUCCUGGCUACUUGUCGGGAAAAGGCUUGCAGUCGAGCGAGGAGGGAACGUUAAUCAACGCCGCCGUGCUCAAAGCUCGAGCACAGAUGUUUGGUGAAUCGAGGAGAAGCUCCAGCAGACCUGGAAGUAAAGCAGGAAGCCGAGGGAGCAGCCGCAGAGGCAGCGACGCCUCUGACUUCGACAUCUCCGACAUCCAGUCGGUGUGCUCCGACGCCUCGGAGACCGUCGGCGACGGCACGCGGACCACGCCGUGCUCCGGGUCACGCCAACGCGGCGCCAAGCCGUCCAAGAUCCCCACGCCUCAGAAGAGGAGCACCCCCACGAGCAAACUGGCCAAAGCAGCCAAGCGAUAGUCGGCAGGAAGGAAGGCGCCACAAACACUGGAGCUGCAGACGUGUUAUUUAAAUUGUUGUAGACUUGUAAAAUAUUCCAGUAUGAUUUCAUGACGUGCGUGGAUGGAAUGUAUUUGUUUUAAUGUAUUUUUUGUGAAAAUGGUAUUUUUUAUUUGAUCAAGCCUGAUGGACUCCUUGAAACGCUCGAGGAAUGUUUUGGAAAAGUUACUGAAUGUAAUUUUGUGUCAUUUAUGUGCGCUGAACUUUGGUGUCGCAUCACGCCACUGUGUGUGUGUGUAUGUGUGUGUGUGUGUGUGUGUGGGACGCUGCAAAUAUUUAUUUCUAAGUGCUAAUGAUAUACUUUAAAGGGCAAUGCAAUAUUAGUAGGGUAAGCACUGCAGAUACCUUUAAUAACAACAGCAUUAUUACUUCCAUGUAGCAACAAACUUUGCAGUCACAAAGUCCCGUUUGCAGACCACCGACUUACUUCCCAGCAGCGUGCGAGUCAAGAACCUUCUCGUCGACGCUCUCGUAGGCACUUCGCUUCAUUUCAGCUGUUACUCCAACAUUACUUUGUAAUAAACCUGCUUCCACAAAGCUACCACAAACUGA